AUGGCGUCUCCAACUCAACCGAUCACCGUCAUUGGUCGAAAAUGGUCGAGCCUCCUGCAGAACUACGCCUUGGAAGCCUUAGUUGGGAUAUGUGGCAUCUUGCUCAUGCCCCUGCUGAUCGUGAGCCACCGUUUCCAGGAAAGCUUCUUCGCCUUCAUAUACGCAAUCUUGCAGCGUCAUAUGAACGACGAGAUAAGCGUGCUUCGGCGCAUGGUCAUGUCCCACCUCGACGGCAUGUCGUCGCACGAGCCAUCCUUGAAGGCCCGCGGCGCGCUGCGAGUCCUGGAAGUCGGUGCGGCGUACGGCCCAAACCUUGAGUUCUUCCAGCGACCCAUCGAGUACUGGGUGGUGGAACCCAACAGAAGCUUCGAAGAUUCCUUUAUGCGGAACCUCACGAAAAACUCGAACGUGGAACUGAAGCGGUUCAUCGUCGGAUGUGGGGAAGACAUGGGCAUGUUGCCAGAUGGACACUUCGACGCUGUGCUGCUAUUCUUCGUCCUCUGCUCGGCAAAGGACGGUUCGAAACUCCUGAGUGAAUGCAAGCGCGUACUUAAGAAGGUCAGUAUUCAUCUCUCACUCCUCGUCGUUCCACCUUCGAGUAAGCUUUGA
Rhipicephalus sanguineus (brown dog tick) is the source of this 609-nucleotide messenger RNA. Its product is annotated as thiol S-methyltransferase METTL7B. The record is from RefSeq and is a predicted model, not a curated record. Gene Ontology annotation, molecular function: S-adenosylmethionine-dependent methyltransferase activity. The transcript has 2 exons. NCBI's taxonomy places the organism in Eukaryota, Metazoa, Arthropoda, Arachnida, Ixodida, Ixodidae. The coding region runs from base 1 to 609 and encodes 202 amino acids.